Messenger RNA from Antechinus flavipes (yellow-footed antechinus), 762 nucleotides. It is a transcript of the gene SPCS1, whose product is annotated as signal peptidase complex subunit 1. The coding region runs from base 134 to 676 and encodes 180 amino acids. The transcript is spliced from 4 exons. Gene Ontology annotation, biological process: protein targeting to ER. Lineage: Eukaryota; Metazoa; Chordata; Mammalia; Dasyuromorphia; Dasyuridae. The record is from RefSeq and is a predicted model, not a curated record. Gene Ontology annotation, cellular component: signal peptidase complex; endoplasmic reticulum membrane.
CCGCUUGGAGUCCGCACCCACGGCGACUCCUCCGCGGGGACGGAAUGCUUCCCUCCGGCAAUCCCAGCAGCCUCCGCCCGCGCCGCAGUCGCGCCAGGUCCAAGCCAGCCCUGAAGGUACACGUGGCUUAGCGAUGGGGCGGGGCGGGCCGAGCGGGCCGGUUUGUGCGGUGAGGACAUCCGCUUCCGGGAUCCAGCUCUCUGCGCAUCCGAGCCGCGCCACUCGGCCCCAACCCCCGAAUCUGCUGCCGCCACCGCCUCCUUCGCCAGGCCUCUCUAACAGCGUCGACCAGAGCCGCUCCCAUUCCAGAUCCCCGAAGCGCAACCCCUCGGCGUCCUUGCAGCGUCGCCUGGCCCCGAAGGCAGUCAUGUUGGACGGACUGAGCUCCCUGCCCACGCAGAUGGAUUAUAAGGGUCAGAAGUUAGCUGAACAGAUGUUUCAGGGAAUUAUUCUUUUUUCUGCAGUAAUUGGCUUUAUCUAUGGAUAUGUGGCUGAACAGUUUGGUUGGACAGUCUAUAUUGUUAUGGCUGGAUUUGCUUUUUCGUGCUUGCUGACACUUCCUCCGUGGCCCAUAUAUCGCCGACAUCCCCUCAAAUGGCUUCCUGUUCAAGAUUCAGGAUCAGAAGACAAGAAACCAGCAGAGAAAAAAAUUAAAAGGCAUCCUAAAAAUAACUGAAACAUUCUAAGAUUCAACCUUACAAUACUCAUUCUGUUCUUUGUGAAAUUUGUCAUUUCCAAAACAAUAAAACUACCUACAUUGCA